Molecule: messenger RNA, 2744 nt
Organism: Phalaenopsis equestris
Lineage: Eukaryota; Viridiplantae; Streptophyta; Magnoliopsida; Asparagales; Orchidaceae
Product: double-stranded RNA-binding protein 3-like
Exons: 3
Coding region: 452-1837 (461 amino acids)
Molecular function (GO): double-stranded RNA binding
Source: RefSeq, a predicted model, not a curated record
AAGACCCCCUCACUCUCUCCUCCCAACAUAUCUCGGAGUAGAAGCAUAACAAAAUUUUGAAAUCCGGUCAAGACCAGCCAGGCCAGGCUCAUGCUUCGCAGUAAAAGGGAAGAACCCUGAGGCAAUUUCGAAAACAGACAGUUGCCGGAUUAGAAAGGCUAGUAGACUGAAAAGGUUCCGAAAGCUUUAAAUGCCCCCAUUAAUGGCAGACUCUGACGGGAGCUCGCCCGCUGCCACUCCUUGGCCUCUGGCUUUGCUUUGGAACCCCUCACUUCCUUCCCUUUGCCCGACUCCUCAUUCUUAUCGCUGGAAGCCUGCCCCUGCUCCAUUCGAAAUCGCGCUCCCGUUGAAAUUAAUUUAAAAAAAGGUUAGCGGGAGAUCAAGUUUCUUUCGCAAAAGAACCGCCUUGGAGAAGAAAAGAAGAUGCCGAACUGAGAAUUUGGUUUCAGGGAUGUAUAAGAACCAGCUGCAGGAGCUAGCGCAGAGGAGCUGCUUCAAUCUGCCGUCUUACGCCUGCGUGAGAGAAGGCCCAGACCAUGCGCCUCGGUUCACAGCUUUCGUCAACUUUAAUGGCGAGAUCUUCCAAGGCCCAAGCCACUGCACCACGCUUCGUCAGGCAGAGCACGCCGCCGCGGAGGUUGCCCUCACUAAUCUAUCAUCAAGAGCCCCUUCUCGCUCCCUCGCAGCUCGGGUCCUGGAUGAGACGGGGGUGUACAAGAACCUCCUCCAGGAGACGACCCACAGAGCUGGGCUGAACCUGCCGGUGUACACGACUGUGAGGUCCGGCCCUGGCCACCAGCCUGUUUUCACGUCCACUGUGGAACUCGCUGGUAUGUGUAUCUCUGGCGAGCCUGCGAAGACCAAGAAACAAGCAGAGAAGAACGCAGCCAUGGUCGCUUGGUCCGCCUUGAAGCAAAUGCCUGAUUUAGAAUCCUUGUCUUGGUCGAGGGAUACGAGUGCGGGUGGCGGAGGAGGUGGAGGAGAAGAGCAGGAACAGGUAGUGAGAUAUCUUCAAAACAUAAAACCCAAGGAAGAGAACAGGCAUGCGAGGCAGAGGGAGCAUUGCCAGCAGCAACAACAGAAGCCGAAGAAAAAGUUAGUCGGUUUCAAUGAUGGAACCUCCUCCAUUUCUUCACCUCAUCGAUCCGUUAAUUUCCAGCAACAAUGGAGAUCCCUCGAUCCCUUUGCUGACUUCACUUCGAUCCAUUCUUCUCCGCAGCAGCAAAAAAAACGUUCUUUUUUAGCUCCACUCCAUCCCACAGGACGAAAACUCGUGUCCCCAUUGCAGUUCACUUCAAAUUCCUCUGCAUCUUCUCAGGAGCCUUUCUCCUCAAGUGGUACGAUUAACAGCUCUAUAAUCCUCCCAACCGCUCGUCCCGUUCCAUCUAUUGCUGGAAAUACCUCCUCCCAGUCUAGAUCACAAGAAACCCAAACUCUCUCUGAUGGAAAAAACCCAGAGCGAUUAUAUGAGAAGGCUAUUCAAGGAAAGCCUUCCUCUUCUUCUGUUCUAUCAAAUUCUUAUGCAGAUCCAAACACUUUAGUCCAUGCUGGACGGGCAUUCAGCCCUCCCCCCAUCAAAAUUUCGAAAGGGGAAGACCCACAGAGAACCUCUUCAACAAUCCCUGUUCCCAAAAUAAUGAACACGGGUGGAUUCCAUACCCAUGGCAUUGCUCCAGCAGUUCAAAUCCGGUCGGUGAUCCCGGUCUGUUCUGCCCCGCCUACCCGGCAACCACAGCAGUCACCGGUGACAAACACCCUCCCCUCUUUAGUCCCAAACAAAGAAACAGAGAGCGCAAUUUCAGGAACCAUUCCAAAACUCAACAAUCUGCAGCUCUGAGCAAAAAAGAGUCUUUCAAUCUCUUAUACUAUUGUCGUGUUAAUCUUCUACAAAUCAUCCAAGUCCUUCAAUUUAUGCUUGUGAGCUCCCUUGAGAACUUUGACUUUUGUGCUUCUCUCAUCUCCAAUGGAGUCUUGUUUCAUUUUGGUUUAUAUAUCAAUUUUGCUGCCACUUCUUCAUGAGCCGCCCAAGCAUCUAUUAGUCUGCAGAUGAAUUAGAGGCUAAGAGGCAAGAGCACCAUUGCAAACUUCAUUGAAAUGCUUUAUCCAAUUUGUUGCCCGUUUCUUAUGAUACAUAAUCUAUGUUUCUUGGUUGAGUUCUGUAUAAAUUCUUAAUUAAUCGUUAGCUAAACUCUUAGAAAAUUGCAGAAAUUCCAGGUGUUCUUUCUCUGUUGCUCCUCAAAGUCCCCAAAUCCGCAAGAUUUGAGAAGGAAAACAACAGCCAUGGCUGUGUAGAACACAACCGUGCACUUGUGCUGCUGUUCAUGACUGAAAUGAACAAGCUUUGCAAUGCCAUUAAUUGUUAUCUGAGCAGGAAGCCUCAGGGAAGCUAUUGGCCAUGGUGAUGGCCCUGUGUAACGGAUGGGUGCAUUCAAUGCUGCGUUCGGGGGUUGGGUUGAGAGAGAAAGUAUGAGGUAAGAAAACAAUGCAGUGUGGAGCAUAGCUUUUAAGUUUGUGGCCAGUCAUUCAAUGGUGUCUGUCCAAUCCAUUAAUGCCGAUUUCAGUAUGGCUGCUUUUAAUAAUUUUAGGUAGCCAUAUCGAUGUCAGAGAAAGCUCUCAGUCUUCACUCUGCUGAUUAAUGGUUAUUAAAGGCUACUAACAUGGCGUAGUAAAUUAGUUAUCAAUUUUCAGUAUUAUAUGAGAAAGUAUAUAAAAAAUUUGAGAAUUUGGUCGGUAUUACUUUAUGA